UCCUGACGCAUUGCGCGUACUGAUGCCUUCACGCAUGUUCGGUGUGGGCGCACCUGUCAUGCGCAUCCGGCUGCCCCUUAAUCACGUGUCACCUUAGAAGACUGAAUGUUGCAAGAUGCCGCAAACCUAAGCUGAUGCCUGACUGUGGUUUCCCUUUUAGAGCCAUGUCUGGAGUCAAUCGGAAGGAAAAGAAGUAUGCCAAGUUGAUGAGAAACCAGCCAAGCAAUAUCACCUUUUCCUCAUCCAACCAAGGGGCUGGCAGAUCUGGAAUGGGACCAUCUGAAUCACCGAGUUUUACAAGUUUUCAAGGUACUGUUGGUGGUCAUGUGCAGCAGCAGCAGCAGGUGGCAUCCAGUCAUCAGCCGUCAUCUUAUGGUGAACACCAGAGAAGUUCACACAGAGGAGGUUUCCGAGGGUACAGAGGAAAUUCGAGAGGAAGCUGUCAUGGCUAUUCUCAAAUUCCCAAAUUCAUAACUGCAACAACAUUUGCUCAAGCCCGUGCUGCUGAAAUCAAUGCCAUGUUAAAAGCAGUCACACACAAAUCUGGGUCUCAGUUUCUGCAGUCACUACCACCGACGAUGCGCAGAAGAGCUAUGAGUCACAAUAUUAAACGUCUCCCAAGAAGGCUUCGAGAAAUUGCAAAGAAAGAGGUGGAAAAGAUUUCUCAGCUGAAGAAAGAGCAAUCAAAGAGUAAAUCUCGCAAAGCCCGUCGUCGACAUGGAAACCUGUUAAUGGAAUUUAAUCGAAGACAGCGAAAAAAUAUUUGGCUGGAGACUCAUAUAUGGCAUGCAAAAAGAUUCCAUAUGGUCAAAAAGUGGGGCUACUGUUUGGGCAAUAAACCAACCACUAAAAGCUACAGAGCGUGUUAUCGUGCUAUGACAAAGCAGUGUCUUCUCCAGGAUUUGUCUUACUAUUGCUGCCUGGAGCUGAAUGGUACAGAGAAUAAUCUCCUACAGGCUCUUGCUCGUUUGAGCAGUACGGAUGCAGGUGCAACUUUUGCCUCUGUGGCCUGCCUGUCUGGGAAACGUCAAGGGUCACUGGUUCUUUACAAGGCAGACCAAUACCCUGAGAAACCUCUAGGUCCAGUUACUUUUCUUUGGAGGCCUACAACACAAUCUGAAAGCUCUUCUGGAAACAGACAGCUUUGGAUUUGGACACAUCCAGCACUUAAAAUGGAAUUAUUGACUGAACUUCGGUUGGUCUGUCAAUGUUUGGAUGUCCCUGUACCUGAACCAGCUCCUAAUGAAUGUAAAACUAUAACACAUGAGCCAGAAAAACAAACUAAAGUAGUUGGCUUGAAAAGAAAGCAGCAGGAUAAAGCUGGAGAGUUGGCCAUACCGGAGAAAAAAAUAGUAGGCAAUGGGACCAGGGAUCCAUUGACAACAGUGCUUUGGACAUCAUUAACUACUGGCAUAACUAUAGAGGAUCUGACUAUGGAAAUUAUGAGGUUUCGACUGAUUGGUCCAUUGUCCCAUUGUGUGAUAUUCGAAGCUUUACAAGCUGCUGAUGUCCUGAAAAAGUCCGAAGGGAAGGAGGCGACGGAAACGCACUGCUGGUGGUCAGAGUAUUGCAAGCGACCUGAAAACGUGAACCGUCAUAACUGUCAGAGAGAUAUCCUUGAGUUACUUCUUGGUGUUGCUUCACCAGCGGAAAUUUCAGCAGGCACUGUACUUGGACUUACUGUAGGAGAUCCUCGUCUAAAUAUGCCUAAAAACAGAACCACAGCUAUUCCAGACCUGUCGCAGCCUGAAGAUCUGGAAAAACUCAGGGAUUUACGUUUGAACGGUAUUGGUGCAGAGUGUGCUCAAAGUCAGAUCUGGGAUCGAAAUGCCCGCAAUGUUGUUACAGAAACUAAAAUCUCAGAACAGAAACUGAAUCAGAUGCGAAGCAAGCUGUUAGUCCCUGGGAGUCAUCUGGAUCUAGGGUCACAAGAGUCCAAGAUUCCCAUUCUGUUAGUGCAGCAACCUGGAAAGAUGGCUGGACAAGAGCACACUGGUUGGGGGAGCGGCUGGGAUAUUCUGAUUCCAAAAGGAUGGGGAAUGGCAUUUUGGAUCCCUUUGCUUCUCUUUUUUUUAAUCCAGAUCUAUCGGGGAGCCCGAGCAGGGGGUCUGCAAGAGGGAACCAAGCACUCUCAGUACAAGGGGCUUCCACAUUUCCCAGAUGACUUUCCGGACUGUCCAGCAGGCAUCCAGCACAGUGUGGAGACUGAGAAGGAGUUGAUAGGCAAAUACAAUAAGUAUCCACCAGCUAAGAGGCCUAACUAUAUCCAUCAUGGUACCAUGAGUCCAUUCCGUAGUCCUUGGCAACAGCUAGUAGAAGAAUGGGAAUCCCAGAACCAAGGUGGUGAUAUCAAACUUCCUGUCAGUGGCAAAGAACAAGAGCAGAGGUUGGAAGCACGGAAUUCUAACAAGAAACACAUUGGAGUAUGUGAAAACAAAGCUUCUGAGGCAACACCAAACGAGGAGAAACCUUCAGAGCCAGACGAGGUUUCUGAAAGUGUGACCGCCCUUGAGCCAAACAUAGGAUGUGAAAAUCUCCAGAAUCUAAUAACUCAAGGCACUCCAGCAGAAAGUGGCCAUUUUUCUGUUUUGAGGAGUAGAAAGUUGUUGAAGCAGAUAUCCAUGUGGAGUCAACCUUCAUCCAGCAGGGGUCAGCAGACACAACGACACAGAGGGCCUGCUCAGGUGCAAAUGGCAUCACAUGCUGUAAAAUCCAUCAUCUGCUCUCAUCCGCGGUUCCUGAUCUGGGUGAGGCUAUCGUUGCUGAAGAAAGGCAAUCCUGUUGCUAACGCAACCAUUUGUGUUCCUUCCAAAGAGGACCUUCACCUUUUGGUGUCGGACCCUAAUUGUCCUGGCCCUCAAGAAUCAAAGCACCGAGACCCCUUCAAACAGAACUGCAAAGCCUUGAAGAACAAGAAGAAGAGAGCUUUGUCCAAGGCUCCAGAAACUGCUGUUGCUGCUGAUUUGGGAAUUACAUCCGUUUCUGGUUGUGGAGUCAAUUUAGUUCAAGGAUUAUGGCCUGACCAAAUACAAAAUGUAACGUCCCAUUGCUCCAGACGAACAAUUGGCUAUAUCAGCCAAGGAGAUUUCUCACUAAUUGUAGGCUGUGGAGAAGCACAGGGAUUUGUGAGUUUACUGGGACUCUUGCAUAUGAUGUCCAAUCAGCCGCAAGACCAACGUGGCCUUGCACUUGUAAGGAACCCAGCUUCUCUGCAGUAUCGAUUCGCUAAGAUAAACAUUGAAGUAUAAACCCAAUCUCGGAGGGAUGGGGCUAAAUAUUUAUAUUUCCUUUCAAAAGACCAGUCUUUUAAAAGUAUCCAGUAGAAUCCAGUUACAAAAGUAAAAUACUGCUGGAAUUCUGAAAUUAAAACAGAAAAUGCUUCACAGACAAGGCAAUAAAUAUGGAGAGCUAAAGAAUUUUAAGUCGAUGAUGUUUUUGUUGACGCUGUUGACUCUUUCUCUGUAUACAGAUACCAGCACACCUGGUGAGUUUCUCCAACAUUGUACAUUAUUGUUAUGCUACGAUUCAGUUAUUGAAUUUUAGUUCUAGCGCUGAUGAAUAAGGAAAUCUGGAAUUAGAUUCAAAGAAGGCCUUUUUGUUUUGCUACUGCAGUUAAUGCCAUAUCUACAAGCCAAACUUCCUUCAAAAAGGCAAUUUCCAAUAAUGUUUAUAGUCAACUAAUGAAUUUCGUUGUAACUACAGUAUAUUUUGUUGAUAUGAAAAUGCAGUAGGCAUAAUUAAUUAUUGUGGAGAUUGCUGAACAGAAAAUCAAUUGCUUCA
This is a messenger RNA of Stegostoma tigrinum, 3780 nucleotides long. It is a transcript of the gene pop1, whose product is annotated as POP1 homolog, ribonuclease P/MRP subunit. Gene Ontology annotation, biological process: tRNA 5'-leader removal. Bases 135 to 3248 code for a protein of 1037 amino acids. Lineage: Eukaryota; Metazoa; Chordata; Chondrichthyes; Orectolobiformes; Stegostomatidae. The transcript is spliced from 16 exons. Gene Ontology annotation, cellular component: ribonuclease MRP complex; nucleolar ribonuclease P complex. The record is from RefSeq and is a predicted model, not a curated record.